Messenger RNA from Phascolarctos cinereus (koala), 4209 nucleotides. NCBI's taxonomy places the organism in Eukaryota, Metazoa, Chordata, Mammalia, Diprotodontia, Phascolarctidae. The record is from RefSeq and is a predicted model, not a curated record.
UUCUUUAACUCCCCUCCCUACCCCUAGCGCUUAGGCCGGUUUGAGCUGGUUGAGGCUGGUUCCAUUCCUUCAGGCGGUGUGUAGGAGACUCUGGCCACCCUGCUGCCUUCGUUCCUAGCGGGUUGAUCCCUGUACUUCUCUGAGCCCCGCCCGGAAGUGGAGCUGCUGUCUGUGUGGCGCGUGGCUCGUGGCGCGUGUGCUUGUAUGUGGCCAGCAGAGGGCGCUCGGUUCCCAUGGUCCAGCUUGGCGGGCUACAAGCGCCCGCUCGCCUGUUCUCCCGCCCUCUCUCCUCCCCAGCGCCCUCCCGCCCGCCCGCGUGGCUGUUACCGGGUGAACGCGUGAGCUCCUGAGCCCUUAAAAGAGUCCUCCUCCCCUUGCUCUUUGCGCAGACGUUCCACUUUGGGGCGUCUGUGCCCGAGGGCAAGCGGGUGGGUCCUCGGGACCCGAAAAGGGGGGACAAGAAAGUUAAAGGGGGCGUGGGCGAGCGUAGAGAAAGAAGGCGGACAACAGCGGAAAAGUAAGGGAAACAAACCCAAAAAGUAAGCAAAGUGGCCCAACUUGGGCGCCGGGUGGAAGGGAAGGAGAUGGAGGGGAUAGAAGGCAAGGAAAUGGACGGGUCAGAAGGCAAGGAGAAGGACGGGUCAGAAGGCAAGGAGACGGACGGGGCAGAAGGGAAAGAGAUGGGCAGGUCAGAAAGGAAGGAGAUGGAGCCCGAGGUAGAGAACAAAACCAUUAAAGUAGAGCCCACCGAUCCCCGUGAGACCCAUCCCAGUGACAAUGACCCGGAAAAUGACCCCGACAACGACCCCGACCCCGGAGAGGGACCGUCCUCUUUGAUCAGGGUCCCCAAGGUAGGACUGCGGGAACCUAAACCGGGACCGAGCCACAAGAUCAUGGACGACGACGAAGAUGACAGUGAUGAUGAGGAUGAAGAUGAGGAUGAGGAUGAGGAUGAGGAUGAAGAUGAUGCUAACUUGCCCUUGGUAGUCUGGGAGCAGCCCCUCAAAGUGGGCAAGGAAGAGCCCAUGGACUACGAUGAUGACUGCAUGCCUGGACCCAGCCGAGCCAAGCCCCUUCACAACUGGGACUCAAACAGUGACUCGGGUUCCGAAAGCUCUGUCAUAUCCUGUAGAAUCCGAGAACUUCGUGGCGAAGAUGAUGAGGAAGAAGAUGAUCAAGCUCGGGCACCAAAACAGAAGAGCAUCUUCUGCUUUAAAAAGAAAGACAUACCUGCUGCUGAUGCAUGUGUGCCAGUAGAUGACAUGACUCUCAUUCUGCCUGAAAGUGUUGAACUACAGCCCUUUGGGAGGGUUUCAGGUAUUAUCGAAAAACUAGGAAAAGUAAUAAUUGAAUCUGUGACUGAUCUACCACCAGUUUGUGAAGAUAGCAUGAUCUUUAAGAGCAACCGACAUGCUGCUGGAAAGAUUUUUGAAAUCUUUGGCCCUGUUGCACAUCCCUUCUAUGUCCUACGCUUCAGUUGUUUGGAACACAUCAAGAGAAAGGAUAUCAAAAUCCGAGACAUCAUGUAUUUUGCCCCCUCAAUCCAGCACUUCACUCGCUACAUAUUCACAGACAGGAUUAGGGAUAGGGGUUCUGAUGCUUCCUGGAAGAAUGACCUAGAGCCACCACCUGAAGCUGUUGAUUUCAGUGAUGAUGAAAAAGAAAAGGCAGCUAAGAGCAAGAAGAAAUACUAUGGACGGAAUCGAAAGAAGCAGAGGGCAGAGUACAGGUCAAAAAGCAGAUCUAGUUACAGCAGGGAUGGUCGGAAGGGUUGCAGACCAGAACCCAGGCAGCUUGCCCUCCAGGAAAACAGCCAGGAGAAUAGGCAGGAUGAUAGACAGGAGGAGAAACAGGAGGAGAAACAGGAGGAGAAGCAGGAGGAGAAGCAGGAGGAGAAACAGGAGAACAAGGAGGAGAAUAAGCAGGAGAACAAACAGGAAAAGCAGGAGAACAAGCAAGACAAUAGGCAGGCUUCCCGCCAGGACAAUAGGCAGGCUUCCCGCCAGGACAAUAGACUAGGAGCCCGGGAAAGAACAACUUCCCAGCAGCAGAACAGACAGGGAGCGCACAGAGAUCAGAGAAAGGGUGGCCGACAUGAUCAGAGGAAAUCUAGCAGACAUGAUCACAGGCAUUCCAGCCGCCAUGAUCGCAGGCAGGAUCGCAGGCAGAUGGUCCAGCAUGAUCACAGGCAGCUUAUCCAGCAGGAUUUCCGACAGGAAUACUGCCAGGAGUUUGGCCAGGAGUUUGGGGGUCAAGAUUAUGGACAGCUAGAAUUUGGGCAGCUAGAGUACGGGCAGCAGGAGUUUGCGCAGGAGUAUCAGGAGUUCCGACAGGAGUACCAUCAGGAGUACCACCAGGAGUAUCGUGCUGCUGCUGCUGCCGCCGCCGCUGCUGCUGCUGCUGCUGCUGCUGCUGAGUAUCAUCAGGAGUACAGACCUGUUGCUGAGUUCCGUCAGGAAUACCGGCCUGACUAUCAGAAUCUUGGUGCUUAUGGAGGAGAAGCACCCCCAGCUGCUCACUGGUGCCCCCAGCCUCGUGAGGCUGGAAGGAGCUGCUACAACAAACGCGAGUACCACCGAGAAUUCUCCCGGGGCAGACACCACAAGUCCAGUCACUCCAGGUCCCAGGCAGCUGGGCAGUUUUACAACGCCGAGCACAGAUUUUAAACUUCUUGAGGGCCAGGACCAGACAUUGUACUUCUGUAUGUAACCCCACAACAUCUAGAUUGGUACUACGUACGUAGUAACCCCUCCAUGAAAUUUAUUGGCUAAUUCUAUCAUAUUUAUGAUCUCAAAACUCUAACAGCUUGUACAUUGGCACUGAGGUGUUGUACAUAGCCUCUGGAGACAUCCACAAAAGGUGGUUGUGUGCCAAGAGAUUGUGAGAGAAGUCAGUGCUCCCUUUGGGCAGUUUUGCUCCUUUUAUAACAACAUUACCAUGCAACUAGAAUCCCAGAUGCAGAUGGCUCACUUCAUUCUUUAAUGGAGUCCACUUGUCCUAUUGAAUGGGAAAGGAAGGUGUGAGCUGGACUAGUUGGCUUUCUGAGGACUCUUCUGACAAGGAGAUUCUCUGAAAUGAAGAGAGACAUUUGAAGGAAAGAUGGGCUAGUGUUUUGAACAUGAAGGAAAAAACUGAGAUGAAUAAUAAUUUAAACCAUUUAUCUAUUUUAUGGAAUCUACAGCAGUUGAUAUGAGACAGAGUGACUCGGGCCUCUGCCUCAUGUACUGCUAGUUCAAAUUAGAGCACUGAAAUAUAAGUAUUGUUAUAAUUUUCAAUAAUUAUGGAGCAUCUUUUCCCCCCAAAGACUUCAAAUCAGUUUGCAGAUAUCCCAUUCUCAUAACCAAAUGAGAUCAAUGGGUAGAAAGUCUCAUAUAUUAAAAUUUUCCUGAACAUCACGUCUAAGAAUUUCCUUUGGAACAUGCUGAAUUAGAGGUCCUUGUAGAGGAGCAAAGAGUGAAGAUCACUGAGUGAAGCAAAAGCUCUCUCAAAUCACUUAGCACCUCUAAGGCCUCAGGGUCCUUUGAAAUUGGCACAAUGUUAGUAUGUCACUCAUGUAAAUUCUGUGUCUGUAAAAGAAGGGUCUAAGGUCCCUUCCAGUGAUAAUGAUGUGUGUUUCUGUGAUACAUAAUACUGUAAAAAUGCAAAAAACAAAAAACAAAAAAAAACUGUGAGUAAAUGUAGAUCUUUAAGUAUGCCAAAAAACAAAAAAACCCAGCAACCUAUAUACCUUUAACUUCAGUGUUCUCUUCCUUAAGCGCCAUUAGUUUUAAGUGGUACUUAGAUUGUCAUUCUAGAUUGUCAGUAGCUAAUUAAUAUAUUCUUGGCGCUACAUAAAUCUUAAACUGGUACUAAUAUCUAUGUUAAAUGUAUCUUUCUCUAUUUGAUGUUAUUUCUCUCUUUUUAACUAUAGGAUAAGUAACUGUAGAGUAAACUAUAGAGUAAAACUCUAUAAAACUCUAGAGUUAAAAACCACCAUUUGGGGCUAAGGGCUAUAUUGUGAUUGGUGCUGGUGAAAUUUGUGCCGUAAAUGACUUAGUUAUUCAACUAAGUUAUCGUCCCCGUAAAUCUGUUGUGGAGUGCCGUAACCCAAUUACAUUAUGCAUGUAUAUGUUGAUAUCUUAAAUGUUUAUCGAUGUUUAAAUGUUCAAAUAAAUGUUCAAAGAAAUGUUCAAAGCAGUGUUCAAAUAAAUGUUCACAAAAUCAAUGAAA